Liolophura sinensis is the source of this 1213-nucleotide messenger RNA. Its product is annotated as queuine tRNA-ribosyltransferase catalytic subunit 1-like. NCBI's taxonomy places the organism in Eukaryota, Metazoa, Mollusca, Polyplacophora, Chitonida, Chitonidae. The record is from RefSeq and is a predicted model, not a curated record. Gene Ontology annotation, cellular component: cytosol. Gene Ontology annotation, molecular function: tRNA-guanosine(34) queuine transglycosylase activity.
AUGGCUUUGGCGGCUACACGUGCGUCGGCUCUCACAUUUCGUGUUAUAGCAGAAUGUUCAACUACGAAAGCCCGAACGAGUGAACUGACUCUACCUCAUGCUGUAGUGGACACACCUGUGUUUAUGCCGGUCGGCACCCAGGGAACCCUGAAAGGAUUGCUACCUGAGCAACUGAAAGCUCUAGGUUGCAAAAUAAUGCUAGGAAACACCUACCAUCUGGGGCACAGGCCGGGCCCCGAGUUGUUGGAGAAGGCGGGUGGCUUACACGAGUUCAUGAAAUGGGACAGAGCUCUCCUCACAGACAGUGGGGGGUUUCAAAUGGUGUCCUUGCUGAAGCUGGCAGAGAUUACUGAGGAAGGGGUGCAGUUCGAGUCCCCCCAUGACGGCUCCAUGAUGAUGCUUACUCCAGAAAAAUCCAUAGAAAUACAGAAUUCUAUUGGCGCUGAUAUCAUAAUGCAGCUGGAUGAUGUAGUACACAGUACAACUACAGGCCCCAGGGUGGAGGAAGCUAUGAACAGAACAAUCCGUUGGUUAGAUAGGUGCCUAAAGGCACACAGAAGACCACAUGACCAAAGCAUAUUCCCCAUCGUACAGGGAGGGCUUGACCCAGAGCUAAGGAAGACAUGUGCACAGGAGUUAACCAAGCGAGAUGUCUCAGGCUGCAUUGGUGGAUUGAGUGGAGGUGAGGAGAAGGCUCAGUUCUGGAGAAUGGUAACACUUUCCACGGAUUACCUCCCUUGCGACAAACCUCGCUACCUCAUGGGAGUUGGGUUUGCUGUUGAUCUUGUGGUGUGCUGUGCCCUUGGCUGUGAUAUGUUUGAUUGUGUCUUCCCAACCAGAACAGCAAGAUUUGGAACUGCCCUUGUGGCAACAGGCCAGCUCAACCUGAGGAGUAAGUCGUUCAGCUCAGACUUCCGUUCGAUCGACGAAGCAUGCAAAUGCCUAACCUGCCAACGCUACACACGCGCUUUUCUCCACUCAAUCAUUAAUCAAGAAACAGUUGCCUGCCAGCUUCUAACCAUCCACAAUGUGGCUUACCAGCUGAGUCUAAUGACGAAAAUACAAGAAAGCAUCAAGGAGGACAAAUUCCCAGAGUUUAUCCAAGACUUUUUUAAAACACUCUUUCCAAGUGGAGAUUACCCUGAGUGGGCUGUUGAAGCGCUGGACAGUGUCAAUGUGAAGUUAAAACAAUGAUACCUACAUAUAAAUAUUU